AGAAACUUAUUUUUCAGAUAACCUUUCUGCAUUUUUAUUUGUUUAAUGUAUGGGAAUUCAAAACUCAAAAUCUAAGCUAACCUCAAACAAAAUGCCUGAUCCAGUAAUAGUUUCUGCCUCAGCCAAGCACACAGCUUCCUUUAUCUUUCUCCAUGGAUUGGGAGAUACAGGUAUUAAUUUCAGAAAAACUAGGAAACAUCAGUUUAACACAUUUCUUUAUUUAAAUAAAACUAUUUCUCAUUCUAUUUAUCAGGUGAUUUGUCCGUCGGCUGGUAAGAUGCCGGUUACCCUAAACUCAGGAUUUGAGUCUCCCUCCUGGUUUGACCUGCUCACCCUGGACGCUAACGGUCCAGAGGAUGAAGCUGGGAUUAAGAAGGCUGCUCAGAUUGUUAUAUCCCUGAUACAAGAUGAGAUUAAGGCUGGUAUACCUGCAGAACGUAUUAUGAUUGGUAAGUACAAGGGAAUGAUGCACAGCAGCUGUGAUGCAGAGAUGCAAGAUCUCAAGGAGUUUAUUGCAUCAAGUCUACCUUAAAUCAUGCAUCACAAUCCACACUGCAGCAUCAUGCCUUUCCUUUAAAUUGCAUCAUGCCGAUAUUAUUCUAAAAUCAAGGAAAAGUUUUUAGUAUCCCUUUAUUUACCGAUAAGUAUGAUAAUAUAUAUCUAAUUUUCUGUUCUGAAUUAUAGGGUUACCCACAAAAGGAUGAGACUUUUAGAAGACUGAACAGAAUAUUUUCCGCCUUUGUCUUACAUUCCUGGUACCCUGCAGUUGUCAACUUUUUUCACUUACAAUUCAUCUUUUAGAUCGGUUUCAUGUCAUUCUUGUCUCGGCUUUUCUGGUUAACCCUUUAAAGUAAUAAAGAUUGCAUCUUUUCACUUCUCAGUCCCUAGUUUCAUCUGGAACAUCCACAUAUAAAUAGUAAAUAUGUUUGUUAGACAAAUUGUCAAAGCUCUGUCUAGCCUAGCAGAAUAGACCCUCCCACCCUGCAGUAAGCAGAUUAUGUAAUGGAUAAUUUUUUUUAUUUUAGUUUUAAUUUAGUUUUUUAUUUAAGGAUAAAAUAAAAAUUUUAUUUUUUC
Eurytemora carolleeae is the source of this 1074-nucleotide messenger RNA. RefSeq names its product acyl-protein thioesterase 2-like. The record is from RefSeq and is a predicted model, not a curated record. Gene Ontology annotation, cellular component: cytoplasm. Gene Ontology annotation, molecular function: palmitoyl-(protein) hydrolase activity; carboxylic ester hydrolase activity. Gene Ontology annotation, biological process: protein depalmitoylation. Lineage: Eukaryota; Metazoa; Arthropoda; Copepoda; Calanoida; Temoridae. Bases 50 to 532 code for a protein of 160 amino acids. The transcript has 7 exons.